Cryphonectria parasitica EP155 is the source of this 878-nucleotide messenger RNA. RefSeq lists its product as uncharacterized. The record is from RefSeq and is a predicted model, not a curated record. Lineage: Eukaryota; Fungi; Ascomycota; Sordariomycetes; Diaporthales; Cryphonectriaceae. Gene Ontology annotation, cellular component: cytosol. The transcript is spliced from 2 exons. The annotation marks the transcript as partial.
UCAUCUCGAAAAUAGCCUUGACACCUCCUCACUCAGGCAACAGAUUCUCAUCAAGCAUGUACACUUCCAAUUGCCGCUAAAAAUCGAAGCAAAGGAACACCUUCACGAAAAAUACUCACUGGCCUUCUCCUUCGCACCAACUUCCCAAAUCAGGCCGACCUGCCAGAGUUGCCCCACACACAAAACUCAAGAACAAACAAGCUUCGAGGCUCAAGGAGAGACGACUUGCCGCCUGCUUUAGUAGGCGAUGGAGACUAGGACUGGAGUCAUGGCCAUGACAGCCGCCGGCGAAGGUGGCGCACUCGAGGUUCCGGUCAGGCCGGUCUCAAAUGAUACCAUCGAGGAAAGAUAUUUUACGGCGGCGCUCAUGUGCCUUGAGGGUCACUUCACCGACUCUCCGCCCAUGGGUGUCCAGACCACCCUCAAGGUCGCUGCCAUGGUAUCAAAAACUCUAGAUAAAUCUCAUGCCUGGAAGGAUGUCCGCGAGAAUUUGUCGGAAAACGUGGCAAUUUGGGUCUGGUUGACUCGAAUAUUUGCAGCCGCUAUACCGAAUCUCACAACCCGUUCUGUCGGACCACUGGCCAGCCUCAACGACCCCGACAAGGGCGUGACGCCUCAAGAGAGCACGGCUCUCAUCAUCAAGAACUACCAGGGCCUGAAGGAGGACCUGCAGAUUUUGAACAAGCUGAUGCACAUCGCCCGGAAUCUCCUCGUCACAACCGAGCCCGAGGUGCCGCAGGAUAUCUGUGCGGCAGUUCAUUUCGACCAGAUGGUCUAUCAAACUAUUAUCCUGUGCGUGAACGUGACCAGCAAGGGCUAUGACGGAGAGGUGCUGGACGAAGUCUCCCGGGCAAGGCUAGCUGAGAUCACCGACCUUU